Mycena citricolor is the source of this 1519-nucleotide messenger RNA. The record is from the annotation of a GenBank genome assembly. Lineage: Eukaryota; Fungi; Basidiomycota; Agaricomycetes; Agaricales; Mycenaceae.
AAGUACCGGUCUGGAGUUGAGUUCAUGUUGCCUGUGCUACCACCACCCCUUCGGGCCAACGUCCUCCGCAUUGGUCGACUUCAUGGCGGAUCUCUCCGCCGCAACUCGGCAUUCGCGCCGCAUCGGAAACCCGAACAGGGAAUGCCCCCUCCUCUCAAGGGCAUCCGCAUCCUGGACUUGACGCGUGUUUUGGCCGGUCCGAUGGCGACCAUGCUGCUUGCGGACCUCGGCGCAGACGUUGUGAAGGUCGAGGAGACUUCUCGAGGAGAUGACACGCGCUCUUGGAACCCGCCGUCUGCUCCGACAAUUGCCUCGGCUCCUGCAGAAGCAGCCCACUUGCCGUCGGAAUCAGCCUACUUUCUCUCCGCUAACCGAAACAAACGCUCCAUGACGGUCAACUUCAAGAAGCCUGAGGGCCUCGAGAUCAUACGCCGGAUGGUGGCUCGGUCGGAUGUCUUGGUGGAAAACUUCGUCACCGGCAAAUUGGCGAGCAUGGGGCUUGGGUACGAGGACUGCAAGAAGAUCAACCCACGUAUGAUUUACGCGUCUAUCACCGGAUACGGACAAACAGGCCCCUACGCCGGGGCAGCUGGCUACGACGUCAUUGUCGAGGCUGAAGCCGGUCUGAUGCAUAUAACCGGAGAGAAGGGCGGCCAACCCUGCAAAGUCGGAGUAGCUGCGACGGAUAUUGCGACUGGACUAUACGCGCAUGGAGCAAUUAUGGCUGCCCUGCUUUCUCGUCAACAAACAGGGAAAGGCGUGUGGAUCGAUUGUAAUCUCUUCGAGACCCAGAUUGCUGGGCUAGCCAACAUCGCGUCGAACUAUCUCAUCGCCGGCCAAGAAGCUGGGCGGCACGGCACGUCCCACCCGUCGAUUGUGCCCUACCAAGUGUUCCCGUGUCGAGAUGGGUUUAUCAUGUUCGGGGCGGGGAACGACCGACAAUUCUCCACGCUUUGCACCAAGGUCCUUGGAAAACCUGAACUGGCGGUGGAUCCCAAAUUCAGUACCAACGCGGCUCGCGUCGAAAACCGCGCUGAAUUGAUCGGGAUCAUCGAAUCUGUGCUGAUGGAGCAAGACCGCGAGCAUUGGCUGGGCUUGUUUACUGGCCUCGGGAUACCCUUCGGUCCCAUCAAUAAUAUCGCACAGACAUUUGCUCACCCCCAGGCCCAAGCCAGGGGGAUGACGGUCGAGGUCGAGCAUCCGCGAGCAGGCAAAAUCAAGCUGGUUGCGCCAGCAGUCUCUUACAAUGGUGAGAAAAUGGGCGUGGUGCGUCCACCGCCUUGGUUGUCGCAGCACACCACAGAGGUACUGCAAGAGCUGGGCUACACUUCCGACCAAAUCCGUGAAUUCAAGUCCCAGGGCGUGGUGUGAUCUAUUUGAAUGUAUAACAUCAGCACAAGAUGUCGAACUACCACAUAUGAACUCAUUGUUCCUGAAAUUGACAGCGGAACCGGAGUCUACACGUCACCUCUGUUCGAGUGAUCCGAGGAUGCCGCGGGCACACAAAAAUAGACACAAG